AUGAGCCUCUUAGAAGUUAACACUGUGGACCGACUGGAUCGACCCAGUGCGUAUUAUGCGGGAAAGAAUAAGAGACGCAGAGACGACCGGGAGGAGCGAGAGCCGGAGCCUAACAACAAGCUGCAAGGCGCAACUACUCUCUAUGUCGGAAACCUGUCCUUUUAUACCACCGAAGAACAGAUCCAUGAGCUUUUCGCCAAGUGCGGCGAGAUCAAGCGAUUGGUGAUGGGCCUCGAUCGGUUUAACAAAACUCCCUGCGGAUUCUGCUUCGUCGAAUACUAUACUCACCAAGAUGCCCUGGAUUGCAUGAAAUAUAUUGGUGGCACGAAGCUGGAUGAGCGCAUCAUUCGAGCAGAUCUGGACCCUGGCUUCGAAGAAGGACGGCAGUAUGGACGUGGUAAAUCGGGUGGACAAGUCCGCGACGAAUACCGUGAGGAAUACGACCCCGGCCGUGGUGGAUAUGGUCGCGCAUAUGAUGAACAACGUCAACGAGAGGAGGAUGAAUACGGCGCGGGGAGGUAG
This is a messenger RNA of Penicillium waksmanii, 522 nucleotides long. Its product is annotated as nuclear cap-binding protein subunit CBC2. NCBI's taxonomy places the organism in Eukaryota, Fungi, Ascomycota, Eurotiomycetes, Eurotiales, Aspergillaceae. Gene Ontology annotation, biological process: mRNA cis splicing, via spliceosome. The transcript has 5 exons. Gene Ontology annotation, molecular function: RNA cap binding. The coding region runs from base 1 to 522 and encodes 173 amino acids. The record is from RefSeq and is a predicted model, not a curated record. Gene Ontology annotation, cellular component: nuclear cap binding complex.